GCCCAAGCGGCGUCGGCAGGACAUCACUCACAUCCCAAUCAGAACUUCAUACCAGCGGUACCUGGAAUUCAAAGAAGUGAUAGCCUGGAAACGUCCAGCGAGGAUUCCGCACUAGCAAUGUCGACUGCGUCUGCACCCUCUGAAUCGAAUCACAGCAAGUUUUCGUACAGCAUCACACUUCCUGGCUCUGUGACAUCACUGGAUGAAGCUGAAGGAAGUGGAGAAAAUUCACAACAAAGGGGUGAUGUGCCAAGUCUCGUCCUUAGCAAAAGCGAAACUGAUCGAGCACAUGGAGGAAAAGCUAGUGACGAAGUGAAUCUCUCUGAGCUCGUUCACUCAAUUUUGACGUCUUCGUCGCGAUCCGAUAGGAGUGCAGUGCGCGAUCAACUGAAUCAGCUUAUCAGACGGCAUAUGAAAGAUGAGGCUGAUCGACAGUCAUUGGAUCUGACACCUUCUGCGCGACAAGAUGCUGCUGCACUGCGGAUCUCUGGGGUACUUUUCAGAAGUAUUUCUAAGUUACUGAACAGAAAAGGUUCCAUUCAGCAUACACACAUAUACAGUCUCGGCUAA
Molecule: messenger RNA, 570 nt
Organism: Cooperia oncophora
Lineage: Eukaryota; Metazoa; Nematoda; Chromadorea; Rhabditida; Trichostrongylidae
Source: the annotation of a GenBank genome assembly